This is a messenger RNA of Schistocerca serialis cubense, 1211 nucleotides long. Its product is annotated as F-box/LRR-repeat protein 7-like. The record is from RefSeq and is a predicted model, not a curated record. The transcript has 3 exons. The coding region runs from base 165 to 1211 and encodes 348 amino acids. NCBI's taxonomy places the organism in Eukaryota, Metazoa, Arthropoda, Insecta, Orthoptera, Acrididae. Gene Ontology annotation, molecular function: protein binding.
AAUAGUGAAUACUGAAUAUUAGGCACUGGACAAGAACAUUGGUACACCGUGUUGUUGGAAUGUGAAUGCCCUGUUUCUAUUUAAUUUCUCACUUGUCCAAAAUAUAGACACGGGAAUAUUGAAGGAAUUCCAGUCAGGUUGUAAUUAAACGUAGUGGUAACCUGAUGGCACCUACUAGCAUAGAAGAGCUUCCCGAGGAGCUUUUGCUGGAGGUGUUCACUUACUUACCAUUUUCUGACAUCGUCACUUGCUCCCGAGUGAGUAGGCGGUGGCAGAGCGUGACGCACAGUAGCCGCCUGUGGAGGAACUUACGGUACCGGGGCAAAGGCGAGAACAGGCUGAAGGAGGCGUUCGAGAUCACGAAGCUGGCGCACGGCUUCCACAGCCUGUCGCUGGAGCUGUGCCACGGCACGGGCGUGACGAUGUCGCGGGGCGAGAUCCUCGUGUCGCUCUCCCCACUGGCGUGGGUGGCGUUCCGGCCGACACUGGCGGAGGUGGUGGAGCGGCUGUCGCCGGACCUCACAGAGCUGACGGUGGCGGGUCCCGGCCACCUGGAGCACCACCUGCGCCUGGUGCACCGGCUGCUGCUCGUCGCGCCCUUCCGCCGCCUCACGUCGUUCCGCGCGCUCUCGCAGUGCGGUACUGUGGUGGACGACGCGACUCUGGGGGUGCUCUGCGAUCACUGCCCUCUGCUCGAAACUCUCGUCCUCGAAGGCUGCCCCGCGGAUCGGCUGACGGCCACGGGCGGCCUGGCCCAACUCUGCCGGCUGCCGAGGUUGCGGACCCUGCGGCUGGACCGCAAGCUGUCCUUCGAAGACUUCAGCGAGAUGGCGGCGUGUCUGAACGAGCGACUGCGCCGACCGGAUGCGGCGGUGCACUGCGGCUGCAAGGCGCACGACCUGUCUUUCCUGCCGCAGUGCCGCGGGCUCGUCUCGCUGCACCUGUCGCCGUGCGACGAGUUCGCAUGCGCGCUGCCGCGGCUGCGCUCUCUGACGCUGAAGUGCGACGACGUGCAGGCGGUCGGGGACCGGCUGGACGCGGCGGUGCGGGUGCUGCCGCAGCUGCGCGAGCUGUGCCUGCUCGGUCGCUGGUGGGUGGGCGACGAGCACUUGCGCCGCAUCCGCGCCGUCGCGCCCGUCUCUUACCUGUACCGGUCGGAGCUGUCGACCACGGGCAAGGUGUGCCUCGGAAUCAGGUUUGAGAGGUCCUAA